CCUCUCUCAUAUCCUCCAGCCGUCGUCAGGUAAGCAACGUAUGCGACGUUCAGGUAUACAUCGUGGAUGUUGGCAGGAUUUUGUAGGUGGUUGCUAGUGACCGGCUUCUCGUUUACCAGUGUGGGGAUAACUGGAGCUUCGGCUUAAGUCAAGUGUAUCACAUCGGGACGAAGUAGUACACUGUUUCGUUGCAAAGUGCGUGCACCGGGUACCCGCAUAUACGUCGAUCAUCGAGAACAUAGAUCCCGGAUCGCAGAGCUUUGAGAAGAGCGGAAAUUCAUCGACCGGAUAACACGAAAGAAAACCUCUCAUUUCAGCAACGCUCUUGCUGAUUGAUGAGUUAACGGCAGAAGAUAUGCGACUCUACGCUGUUGCACUUGUUAUAUGGACGGCAAUCGUAACAACGUCCUCAGAAUCUAACGUCGCGGAUUUUAGCGACGAAAAGGCUGUCGAAUUUCGUGAUUCGCUGGUGAAGCAAAUAGCGCAGCCUUACGUGACGCGCAGCAUAAAGAAAAGAAGCAUUGAACAGAUCGGCAUCGAGGACCGUUCGAGCGACAGUCCCACUGAAUUAAGUAGAUCAGUGACUUGCGCGGAGAGUACGAGCGGAUCGAAUGGCGUUUCCACGAUCGAUCCCGCCUCGUCGGGAGAAUCGGUUUACGCUCAGACACCGCUCACCGAGACGACCGACAGAUACUCGUUUCGAGAGCGGCCCGGCGACGGAUACGCGAUACCCGAAGAGGACGUGCUCCUCGUAGAAAGCGCUUUCGGACAGAGAGUUCCACCGGAUGAACGGAUAAUCGCCGGACGGUUCAAAACGAACAACGACCGACCAAGUGGCGACUAUAUGAGUUUCCGGAAGACUAUCAUCGCCGUUUCGCCCUUUAAAGAGGAAAAUAACCAGAAGAAGAUCCAUGUGCCGAGCACUCGGAAACCUUCAGUGCUCGCAUUGAGAAAGAAAAGCGAUUCGUCCGACAAUUCUAAAGAUCCUAAGAAAAUUACCGGACCGAAGAAUCUCGGUGGAAACCCACACCUCAGGAACUCGACGGAGGGCUCGUCGAACGGCACUUCAGUCCUCGAAAACGACAUCGUGUUCGAGUAUCUCCCGGACCCGCAAAUCCGCUCGUCACGAGCGCAUAACGAGGAUACAUCGAAACAAGUUGAAGUAAUGCCUACCGAGAAGUCGGGAAACGCCGUGACGUCAAUAUCCGUAGAGAUCAGCCCCUCGUUACAGCUAACCAAGUUCUCGGGUCCCAUCGUGGUAGCCGACUUACCCGCGCGGAAGGCUCAAGACUCGACAGUUGAUUAUACGGACGGGAGUAGUCCGUCAGAAGCGUUCAUACAGCUAGAGGAUAUCGGAGCUCCGGAGAUCAACACCAGAAGUUCCAAGACGGCAGCUUCCAAUAGUAUAACGGUUUCUUCGCUCAUGCUGAAACCUUUGCAGGUCGGUAUUACUCUAGUGAACGAGGCUGACGAGCUUUCCGCCGCGACAGAAACGAAGGACUACUUCCGGGAGGAUUUACAGCAACGUUUAGUGGGACUCGUCGAGAACAAUGGGAACCACUCGACUGUCAGGUAUAAAGACGAGAAUGUUCAACACAACGAAGGAGAAAGAGCAAUCGAGGUCGUUACGCAAAAGCCGCCGGAUAAUUCCGUCGAGAUUCAAAAGUCCGUCGAGCUGUAUCACACCGCGCCGGUACAUGAGAUCCAUUAUCCCGUGGAAUACAUCCAGCAGACCGCGCAUCUCGGUGUCAUCGAGACGAACAGCAUCGGGAACGCACAGAGAUUGAGACAGCCGUACGAUCAAGACGGGCGCUUGGAAUCGCGAUUAAAUUAUGACGCUUACCAAGGUAACAACGAGAAGCCCGUCAUCAAGGGGCACGCGGCUUCCGCGUACAACCGGCAAGAGUACAAUGUUCUCGAGGAUGAUGUCGGCAAACCGGAGUACUCAGCGAGUAAUCAACCACCCGUUGACAGCAGCCUUAAGACGCCGUUGCGAUAUGAGGAAGCGAGGCCUGAGUUGUUGCUCGUGAAUCAGUUCGACAAGACGUUGUAUGAGCAAUCGUCCAACGCACGUCACAUCCUGAACAAUAUGGACAACAACGCGACUCUGCGCUAUAAGCUCGCCGAGAAUCCCACAAGACACGAAGUAACGGACGAGUUCGUGAAACCGUACGCAACAACGGCUGUAUCGUAUCAGGAACCGCCAUCGGUGAUCAGUCACCCGGUCCAAUCGGAAGCGAGAAGACCGCAAGAACAGCUCCUUCUCAAAAUUAUUCCGAACGGGGCAUCGGUGGAUGCGGGAUUCUUAGUGCCGAUCCCGCGGCCGAUCGAGAAGGUUGUCCGUGUGCCGGUUCAGAUGGAGAAGGUGAUCGAGAAGAAGGUGCAAAUACCGUAUCCUGUGCCGGUCGACCGGCUGGUGGAGAAGCAAAUCCGUGUGCCGCAUCUCUAUCCGAUCCACAGCGUGAUCGAGAAGAGGGUACCGUACAUGGUGCAACGACUGCAACCUCCGUCGCCACUGCACUUCAGGUCUCCCAUGAUUUAUUCGAUCGAACGACCGGUGCAUGCGGCGAUCGAGCGACCAUCGUUGGAACAAUUAGCGCAGGGGAUCGAGAAGAGCGUGGAGAAACCGGUAGUCGUAUCGUCACGACCUCCUCGUACGGACGGUUCGGUUGAGACAAAACACAAGUAUCAACAAAGACCGCAGAUUUUUGCCGAUGAGGAUCUCAGCUACGACAUCGAAUCGAACGCCUCACAAUUUUACGGCGAUCCCUACGCUAAGCUCCCGUCCGGUUCAUACGGGCAGCUCGACGACGGCGGCGAUAAGUAUCACGUUCCCGCAGCGACGCAUUUACCAAACAACAUGCGGCUGAUGAUAGUGCCAAAAAAGUUUGCUGCUCAGCAUACGGUGUUGCUGCGAUCGUCGCCGUCAUACGCGAUGUUACCGGUAUCCUUCAGACGGCAAAUCGUCUACAAUCUCGUGGAGAAAGACAAUGUAAUUAAAAACAUAGGCUCGCUAUCGCCACGCAAGGCCUUGGUCUCGCAGGUAAAACCGCUUUUUCCGGUCGUGAAACCAAGCCUGUUCUCCACGAGUGUCACUCAGUCACCGACAACGACUACCAUCGGCGGUUUGAGGAGAACCAGACAACCGGGACAGUAUGCCGGGAGUUUUAGGCAGUCGAAGAUGGAAUACGGUUUCAAACCACCCAUGGUGCCGUCCGUUCAAUACGACGAAAAAACCGCCAGUAAAGUUGAGAAGUAACGCGACGAUAAGGAUUUAUUAAUGCUGAUACUUAUAAUAGUGCAAGAGCGAGUUUAGAAA
Molecule: messenger RNA, 3319 nt
Organism: Dinoponera quadriceps
Lineage: Eukaryota; Metazoa; Arthropoda; Insecta; Hymenoptera; Formicidae
Exons: 4
Coding region: 356-3259 (967 amino acids)
Source: RefSeq, a predicted model, not a curated record